UGUGUCGGAACCGAUCAUGCAUUGGUUGACUCAAAAGCUGAGCGACAGCGUUUGCGACGCCCUCUCUCCUUACCCCCAACUGGCUCGUUAGGAGCCAGGCGAUACCUCCACACUCAACGCACGCGGAGAGAUGGCAAAGUGGGCUGCGUACCUUGUGACGGUGGGCACCGAGCCCGGUGUUUACGACCAGUGGCCUGAAUGUGCCGCGAGAGUUAUCAAAGUCGAAGGCUCCAUCUAUAAGGGCUACAAAACAAAAGGCGAGGCGCUGGAUGCUUACCGUGCUGCUCUCGCCGAGGGUCGUGUAAAGGUAGUGCGCUCUGACGGGACGUUUGUACAGCAAGGCGUCCCCGCGGGUGCCCAAGUCCCUCCCAGCCGCAACCCGAGUAGUGCGCCGUCUCCCAGCAUCCCGUCCGCUCACACACCCAUGCAAGCACCCCAAGCGCCGACUAGUACCCGCUCUGUGUCACGCACUGCAGAGCUGCGCGUACCUCCAGCUGUACCUGCAACGAACAGAACGCCUCCCACUGCGGCACCCGCGUCAAGCGUGCAGUCUCCCCGGCAAGCGCCCGUGUCGAGGACCUCGUCCUCGCCGAAUGUGCUGCGGCAUGAACAUGGCCCGUCUCCUCGGCGCAGGGUGCAGUCAACCGCACAGUCGCCUGUAGGGCACGCCGUGCGAUCGCCUGCGGCAGCACCGAGAAGUCCUCCUACAUUUUCCCCACCGACUCAAGGCGGGCACAGGCGGGUCCACUCUACGCGAAACGCAACUCCUUCAGGCUCUAGACCCCAGCACUCAACGAACCUGCUCCCGCCGCCUUCUGCUGCCGAGCCUACCACCGGCGACGGAGGCUCAGACACCGAAACGGACACGGGCACUGGCUCGUCCCCACUGACGGGCGUGACGUACAUCGAGCCCGACUUCACCAACCUGAGCAUCAGCAGCCAUGCGAGCAGCCCCUACUCGGCCUCGCGCAGUGCGACCCCGCGCUCUGCGCGCUUUCGCAUGCGCGAGGGCGUGCAGUACGCGGACUCGGCCGUGCAGGCGACGCCUCCGCCGCGCGAGCGCACGCGGUCCGCGCAGAGUGCCGGGCCCACCUCACCACUCUCGUCUUCGCCCGCACGGAGCACAGGCAUCGCGCGGAGUCAGAGCGAGAGCGCGGCGCAGAUGCAUCGUCUGUUGCUCAGUCCGCAGUCGAGCUUGAGGUCUCCGGUCCCUCCGUCGUCGACACCGCCGUCGGCAUCCCGAUCUGCUGCAAGGCUGAGCAGCGCCGUGAGGUCGGGCCACGCGUCGCCCGCGUCAGGCCCGCUCAGCCCAUUAGCUCUAGGGUUGACCCAGCCGCUGCAUACGCCGGGCGUUGUAUACCCUGGUUCAGCGGAUCCUCGCUCGCCCAUACAGCGGAGCACGGCUGUGCCCACACGCUCUCCCGUGUUUCAUCGACCGUCGCCGCCCUCUGUGUCGCUCACUGGCGCACUCUUUGGGCCGUGAAAUUGGCUUCCUUGUAUCUGAUGAUUGUGUGUUGGUGGAUUACCACGAAGACAAAGCCUUCUUGCUAUCGAUGUACCACUGUA
Molecule: messenger RNA, 1566 nt
Organism: Fomitopsis serialis
Lineage: Eukaryota; Fungi; Basidiomycota; Agaricomycetes; Polyporales; Fomitopsidaceae
Exons: 3
Coding region: 131-1483 (450 amino acids)
Source: RefSeq, a predicted model, not a curated record